GUGCCUAAAUUAUCCUGUGUUCCUGUUAAAGGACUCUCACCUUGCUCAUUUGCAGUCUAUCUUGUGACUUAGGAAGAAAAUCAGCUGAAAUACAAAGAAUAUAGGAAAGAAAAUAAAUCAGUGUUUAAUUUAUUUGAAUUGAUAUAUUUGUAUGUGUGUGGUUUGUUGAUUAAAAACCAGUCAAUUUACCUUUUUUGAAUUUUUUUGGCAGAUGUUUAGACUGUAUUCAGUUUGACAAAAUAAAUUGAUUGCAUUCCUGAUUUCAGCAUAGUUAUGGAUCUUUAUGAAGUACAAGGCUUUUUUUCCUUGAGACUUAUUUUUUUUCACUUCUUUUUUAGUAGUUUAGUUACGUAUUAUGGGCAGUCUUUAUUGUUUAUUUUAAAAAGUUACGUCCUUCCUGUUUUAUGUGUCAGUUAACAGUCUUUUCACAUGACGAAUGAAUGCAUUUUUUUAAGUAGCAAGAGAUGCUAUAACCUUUAUGUAAUUUUCCAAAAAUUAAGAAUUGAAAAAUUUAGCUUUAUUUGUUAUAUUUUAUAAAAACAAGUUUGUAAUUAUAAAAAGAACACAAUCUUUUUCUUUUACUUCAGUUUGUAAUUAGGUCAGAUAUGAAAGGCCAAAAACAUGUACUCAUCUAUAUUCAUUAACUAAUGAACUAAUUUGUUAACCAUUCCUCCUGGAAACAUAACAUGUCUUAAUCCUUGCUUUAAGUAACCGUCACUUUAGUUCUCACUGCAUGUCAUUACAAACUCCACUAAUUGCAAAACUAUCAGAGUUGAGAAGGAUUAGUAAUUAUGACAUUAACUUCUUCCUUCAAUUUAAUUGCAUUACCAUUUCAUAAUAAAUCAAGUAAUUUGUGGUUUCAGAUUUAAUAUUUUGGAAAAUAAGUUUUAGGCAUUUAAAUUUAUAGAUACUGAUAACUUUUAGUAGAAAAAUUUUAUGCUGUUUUGUCAGUCUUGAGAAGCUUUCAUCUUUCGCUUAGUACACCAAGUGACUAUGUGCGUCUCAUUGGGAAGUAGGUAGGAGACUGGGAAGCUCAUAAGGUGAAUAUAAGACUUGAUUGCCUGUACGGAACUUACAGUGAAAUUGUCAGCUGGUCUGCUAUUAUCUAGGCAGUCUAAGUAAUGCUUAAGAAUUUUUGGGUUCUGAAGUAGAUAGACCUGACUUCAGAACUGGCUUAUCUACUUACUAGUUUUGAGAACCCAAGCAGGUCACUUAUUCUUUUGCUUCCAUCACCUAUUUAAGGGAGAAAUAAUAGUUUUUAACUUUUGUAUUAGAUUAGUGCAUCUAAAGAGCUUGAUAGAUUGCUUAAUACUUAGCAAGUGCACAGUGAAUGUUUCCACCAUUGCUGCCACCAUUGAAAGCAUCAUUAUCCAUCUUUUCCUUUUAGAAGAACUUUGUAGUCAUACUGGCCUACUUCCUUAACAUAACUUUCAUCACUAUCCUCCCAUUUAUUAUGUUUUCAAAUCUAUUAUAAUUGGAACUUUGAUUAAUUUCUGUUGCUUUUUCUUGCAAGGUAAUUAAUGGAAGUAAGCAGUCCUCUUAUUCUUUCCUCUUAGCUUCUCCUCAUAGUAUACUUGGGGGCAAACUAAAUUUGUUUCACUCUGAGUUAUUAGAACUUAGGUGACCAGCAUUAUAGGAAGAGAGGAUUAAGGAGGGUUCUGCAAUUUGUGCUAUAUUACUUAACAUACAAUGUAUGGAAUUGUAUAAAUGAUCCCAAGAGGAACUAUAGUGAGAAAAUUGCUUUUAACAAGGGAGCUGUUGUUGCCUAUUGUAUGGUAAUUUAAUUCCUUUUAAGGGUUAUCCUAUUAAUACAAGUUCAAGCAGCUAGUAUUUCAUGAGAGAUAACAGAGGAUUUAGAACUGGAUGGAUUUUGAUUUGGCCACUCCUGUUAUUUAAGUGACGUAUUUAACCUCUGAGUCUUUCUUCCCUGUAAAUGUACGUACAAUUAAAUAUACAUAUGCAUAAUUAACUCCUUGUGUUUUGAGGAUUUAGAGAUUAUAUAUGGUAAGUGACUCAUAUUGACUAAUACGUAAAGGAUACUUCGUAAAUGCUAAUUUCCCUGCUUUAAAAGGUAAUAACCUGUUCAAACAGUUUUGCCUUAAAGCUGAUUCUGAAUAACUUCAAGGUAAACAGUUAGUUUCACCUGAUUUUUAAAUUUUUCUGAACUAAGCUUUGAAUGAUUUUGUUAGGGUCCAGCUAUCAGGCGAGUUUAGUGAGAAUUGCCAGAAUAGGUCUCAGGGUACUGACAUUCCACCAUGCUGCAGAGGGAUUAGAAUUUACUAUCUCAGUGAGGCCAAGCUCCCAUCCUGGUCAUUACUGCCUUUACAGGAACCCAACCAUUUGUAUAAUAGCUGGCCUCCCAUUUUCCCAUGAGGUAGACCUGCUGCAGGAAUCCUGAUACAACUUGGGCAGGAACUUUUGAAUCCAUAAUGUUUCCAUUCUCCCUAUUUUAAGUAUUUUUACAGCAUAACACUCUUAAUGCUAUUCACCCUCCAACAGUUUAUAAAUUUGUGGUCACUCCCUCAAAUACUGCCUUUUUGGCUUUAUGCCAGUCCAAUAUGAAAGUCUCUGCAUACUGCAUAACUUGCUUUGCAUAUAUUUUUCCAUUUAAAAACCACUUUAACAUCCAUAUUAUAUUUGAUCAUUAUAAAACCCCUGGUUGUAGUUCGUAUGAUUACCUUUCACAAAAGAAGCAGCAGUGGCUCAGAAUUUAAGUGACUUCCCUAUGAUGAUGAAGCAAGUUAAUAGUGUAAUUGGGAUUCACAUCAGGCUAUGUUCUUUAUAUUCUUUGUUCUUAAAUGAUUCUUCAGCAUCUUUACUAAUUUUCAAUGUCAAUUAUUUAGAUUUAUGUCCUGUGUUGUCAACUGGUAGCUAUAAAAAAGUAUGAUUUUUAUAAACACCGUUCUAAGAAAUAUAGACAGAUUAGGAAAAAAAUGUGUAAUUUGACUCUGCUUUUCACUUUCUCUCCCUCAUAAAUGCUUACUACAUGCCAGGCUUAUUGUGGGUACUUGUAAAUGAGGAAGUGUUCCCAUCAUCUCAUACAAAGGGAAAAAAGCUGAUAGCAUGAAAGAACAUUUUGGUGUAUUUGUGGGGAGUGUGCAGUGGCAUGUUACCAAGUAAGACUAGAGCCGGACCUGAGUUUGACGAGAGGAAUCAACUGUCUUCUUUCAGUGGAAAGAGUUAACAGUUGUUGCAGGAUUGCUUCACAGUGGAGGGGGAAGAUUUGAGGCAUGACUUUGAACGCUUACAGCUAGCCAUGGAAAUGGUAGGAUUUCUUCCCAAGACACGAAGACAGAUUUUCUCUCUUCUCUCAGCAAUACUACAUUUGGGUAAUAUCUGUUAUAAAAAGAAGACAUACCGGGAUGACUCCAUAGAUAUCUGUAAUCCUGAAGUUCUUCCUGUUGUCUCAGAAUUAUUAGAAGUUAAAGAAGAGAUGCUAUUUGAAGCACUAGUUACAAGGAAGACUGUGACAGUGGGAGAAAAGCUUAUUUUACCAUACAAACUGGCAGAGGCUGUGACAGUAAGGAACUCCAUGGCUAAGUCUUUAUAUAGUGCCCUAUUUGACUGGAUAGUUUUUCGGAUUAAUCACGCACUUAUGAAUAGUAAAGAUUUGGAGCAAAAUACCAAGACUUUGUCCAUUGGUGUUCUUGAUAUUUUUGGGUUUGAAGAUUAUGAAAAUAACAGCUUUGAACAGUUCUGUAUUAAUUUUGCUAAUGAACGUUUACAACACUACUUUAAUCAGCAUAUCUUUAAAUUGGAGCAAGAGGAGUAUAGAGCUGAAGGUAUCAGCUGGCACAAUAUCGAUUAUAUUGAUAAUACCUGUUGCAUAAAUCUUAUUAGCAAGAAACCAACAGGCCUGCUCCAUCUUUUGGAUGAAGAAAGCAACUUUCCACAGGCUACAAAUCAAACACUGCUGGACAAAUUUAAGCAUCAGCAUGAAGAGAAUUCUUACAUUGAAUUUCCAGCUGUGAUGGAGCCUGCUUUCAUCAUAAAGCAUUAUGCCGGGAAAGUAAAAUAUGGGGUAAAGGAUUUCCGGGAAAAAAAUACAGAUCAUAUGCGCCCUGACAUUGUAGCUCUUCUGAGAAGUAGCAAGAAUGCAUUUAUCUCUGGGAUGAUUGGAAUUGAUCCUGUAGCUGUUUUCCGAUGGGCAGUUCUCCGAGCUUUUUUCAGAGCCAUGGUUGCUUUCAGGGAAGCUGGGAAAAGACACAUUCAGAGAAAAACUGGACAUGAUGAUACAGCGCCAUGUGCAAUUUUGAAAAGUAUGGAUAGUAUUAGCUUUCUCCAACACCCAGUCCACCAGAGGAGCUUAGAGAUUCUGCAGAGGUGCAAGGAAGAGAAGUACAAUAUAACUCGGAAAAAUCCCAGAACACCUCUUUCUGACCUCCAGGGCAUGAAUACUCUAAAUGAAAAAAACCAACAUGAAACAUUUGAUUUUGCCUGGAAUGGCAGAACUGGGAUUCGUCAGAGCAGACUGUCAAAUAACACCUCUUUGCUUGAUAAAGAUGGGAUAUUCGCUAACUCAGCUAGCAGCAAACUCUUGGAGAGAGCCCAUGGAAUUCUCACGAGAAACAAAAAUUUCAAAUCCAAGCCUGGCCUUCCAAAGAUAAAUUUACGUGAAGAAUUUGAUUUUUUUCCUCCUGCUUUUCAGCACUUACUAGAAGUAAAGUCUUUAAAACACCUGACAAGACUGACCUUACAGGAUCGCAUUACCAAGUCUCUUCUUCAUUUGCACAAGAAGAAGAAACCUCCCAGCAUCAGUGCACAGUUUCAGGCCUCAUUAAGCAAGCUGAUGGAAACACUUGGUCAAGCAGAACCAUAUUUUGUAAAAUGCAUUCGCUCUAAUGCUGAAAAGUUGCCAUUAAGGUUCAGUGAUGCGUUGGUACUUAGACAGCUUCGGUACACUGGGAUGCUGGAGACAGUUCGAAUUCGCCAAUCAGGAUACAGCUGCAAAUAUUCUUUCCAGGAUUUUGUGAGCCAUUUCCACGUACUUCUUCCCCGAAAUAUUAUUCCAUCCAAAUUUAACAUUAAGGAUUUCUUCAGGAAAAUAAAUCUUAAUCCAGAUAAUUAUCAAGUUGGAAAAUCCAUGGUGUUCCUCAAGGAGCGGGAACGACAACACCUACAAGAUCUACUUCACCAAGAGGUGCUCCGCAGAAUUAUAUUGUUGCAGCAAUGGUUCAGGGUCUUGCUGUGUAGGCAGCAUUUCCUCCAUCUGAGACAGGCAUCCAUUACCAUCCAGCGAUUCUGGAGGAAUUACCUAAAUCAGAAGCAAGUCAGAGAUGCAGCUGUGCAGAAGGAUGCUUUAGUUAUGGCUAGCGCAGCCACUCUUCUUCAAGCCUCCUGGCGCGCUCACUUAGAGAGGCAGCGGUAUUUGGAGCUCCGAACUGCAGCCGUCGUCAUCCAGCAGAGAUGGAGGGAGCACUGUAGGCGGAGGCACAUGGCUGCUAUCUGCAUACAAGCGAGAUGGAAAGGUUACAGGGAAAGUAAGAGGUAUCAAGAACAAAGGAACAAAAUUAUCCUUUUGCAAUCACUAUGUAGAGGAUUCAAAGCAAGACAAAGAUUUAAAGCUUUAAAAGAACAAAGAUUAAAAGAAACAAAGCUAGAACUUGGAUUGGCAAAUAUCAAGCCAUAUGGAACUCUGGAAAUUCAUGGUUCAGACCCUUCAGAAUGGGAGGAUUGUUCAUUUGACAACAGAGUAAAAGCCAUAGAGGAAUGUAAAUCUGUGAUAGAGAGUAAUCGAAUUAGUCAUGAAAGUUCAGUGGAUCGCUUGAACGAGUCCCCAAAAAAGCGGCAGGAGAGAGCCAGAAGUCACAGUGGUGUGGACUUGCAGGGAGAUGUGAUUGUCAGAGAGAGACCCAAGUCCUUGGAAGAUCUCCACCAGAAAAAAGUGGGUCGGGCCAAAAGAGAAAGUCGGAGAAUGAGAGAACUAGAGCAAGCUAUAUUUAGUUUAGAAUUGCUUAAAGUCCGUUCUCUUGGUGGUGUGUCUCCUUCAGAAGAACGUAGGUGGUCUACGGAACUGAUGCCUGAGGGCUUUCAGUCUUUACAGGGUACACCUGAUAGUGAAAGCUCUCAAGGAAGCUUGGAACUUCUGAGCUGUGAGGAAAGCCAAAAGAGCAAACUGGAACCCAUAAUUCUAGAUGAAGGAGACUUGCCGUUUCUAUCACCUAAGAUAUCUAGCAGUCCCAGUUUUGAUUUACAGGACAAUGCCCUCAGUACCUCAAGUGAGACUAACUAUACGUUGAUUCAAAAGGGGGCACCUUCUGACUCAGUGCAUUUAAAGAAUGGGGCUAUGAAGGAAAAACUGGUUUGCCGUUCUGAAUCUAUUACCUGUAAACCACAGCUGAGAGACUCCUUUAUUUCAAAUAGUCUGCCUACAUUUUUUUAUAUUCCCCAGCAAGACCCACUGAAAACAAGUUCCCAACUAGACACAAGUGUCCAGAGAAACAAACUAUUGGAAAGUGAAGAAACACUUCCAUCUCUUACUUUGGAUAUCAACAGGGAAGCCAGAAAGUACCACUUCCCAGGGGAAAAUCAAGUUGUUGCUUCUUUGAAUACAGAUUCUUCUAAUACUGUGCUUAAGAAGUUAGAAAAGCUAAACACUGAGAAGGAAGAAAGGCAAAAACAGUUGCAGCAGCAGAAUGAGAAAGAGAUGAUGGAACAGAUUCGCCAGCAAACAGAUAUUUUAGAAAAGGAGCGUAAAGCCUUUAAGACAAUUGAAAAGCCGAGAACUGGGGAGACUUUUCUGGUAUCAUCUUUCCGUCAGUCAAAGCAAAGACUAGAGAGGCCAUCCUCUCUCCUCAUCCUGAAUACCCCAGAUAAGGACGAACCCAGUGCAGUUGGGACUCCAUCAGUAACUGUAAAAGAUGCUGCUCUUGCCCCAAAAGACAGUCACUCUACUCACUUACCCUUGAGGGACCGACCUGUCACUCUCUUCUUUGAAAGGAAAGGAGGCCCAUGCCAAUCUAGUGCUGUCAAGGAAUUAUCCAAAGCAGACAGAGUUUCCACCCAACUGAAUGCAGCCUGUAAACUCUCUAAUAAUCGCAUUUCAAAAAGAGAACACCUUAGGCUGGCUCAGCCUUGUAGCCACAAAUCUGAUGACCCUUUCAGAGAUGGAAGUACUAGGGCCAUUUUCUUCACGCCAAAGGAAAAUAUGAGUAGUUCUCUUGUCACCAAGGAAGCUUUAAACAGUGGAAAUCCUCAGCUCCAUAAACAAGAUGAACCAGCUUGGAAAUCUGUGAAGUUAACUGGGCCGGGCCAAGGAGAGCAGGUUGCCAGACCGGCCCAUAAAAAGAAAGCUCGAAUGGCGCGGACGCGCUCCGAUUUCUUGACUAGAGGUACUUUUGCCGAUGGGGAGGGGGAUACAGAGGAAGAUGAUUACGAUGACAUUAUUGAGCCCCUUCUCUCCCUUGACCAAGCUUCUCACUCUGAGCUAGGGCCUGCACCCAGCCUGGGUCAGGCCUCUCACAGUGACUCCGAAAUGACAUCACAGCGUUUUUCUUCAGUUGAUGAAGAAGCAAAGCUUCAUAAGACCAUGUCUCAAGGAGAGAUUACGAAGUUGGAAGUGAGACAGAAGGCUUCAGAUUCAGAUAUAAGACCUCAGAGAGCUAAGAUGAGAUUCUGGGCCAAAGGGAAACAAGGGGAGAAGAAGACUACCAGAGCAAAACCUGCUAUCCAUUCGGAGGUCUCGGCACUCUUUGCUGGCUCAGAUAUGAUUCCAGCUCACCAGUUUCCAGAUGAAUUAUCUCAGAAUCAGCCAACACCUCCUUUGAGUCCAGAAUUGCCUGGGAGCUGCCGGAAGGAGUUCAAAGAGAACAAAGAGCCUUCUCCAAAGGCAAGGCGCAAGCGAAGUGUGAAGAUCAGCAGCGUGGCUUUGGAGUCUAUGCAUUGGCAAAAUGACUCUGUCCAGAUCAUAGCAAGUGCCAGUGAUUUAAAAAGCAUGGAUGAAUUUCUUCUGAAAAAGAUGAAUGACCUAGAUAAUGAAGACAGCAAGAAAGACACACUAGUGGAUGUUGUAUUUAAAAAAGCUCUGAAAGAAUUUCGGCAGAAUAUCUUCAGCUUUUAUUCAUCUGCAUUGGCGAUAGAUGACGGGAAAAGCAUACGGUAUAAAGACCUCUACGCACUAUUUGAACAGAUUUUGGAAAAGACCAUGAGGCUUGAGCAGCGUGAUUGGAGUGAAUCUCCAGUCAGAGUUUGGGUCAACACUUUUAAAGUGUUUUUAGAUGAAUAUAUGAAUGAAUUCAAGACUUUGGAAUAUAUACCCACAAAGGUGCCAAAAACAGAGAGAAAGAAAAGAAGGAAAAAAGAAACUGAUUUAGUAGAAGAGCACAAUGGUCACAUCUUUAAGGCCACCCAGUAUAGCAUCCCUACAUACUGUGAGUACUGUUCUUCUUUGAUAUGGAUAAUGGACCGAGCCUCUGUUUGCAAAUUAUGCAAGUAUGCUUGUCAUAAGAAGUGCUGUCUGAAAACCACAGCCAAGUGCUCUAAAAAGUAUGAUCCAGAGUUAUCAUCUCGACAAUUUGGAGUUGAAUUGUCCCGUUUGACCAGUGAAGACCGAACUGUCCCUUUAGUGGUGGAAAAGCUCAUAAACUACAUUGAAAUGCAUGGAUUGUACACAGAAGGUAUUUACCGAAAGUCUGGUUCAACUAAUAAAAUCAAGGAGCUUCGACAAGGUCUAGAUACAGAUGCUGAGAAUGUAAACCUAGAUGACUAUAACAUACACGUCAUUGCAAGUGUAUUCAAACAAUGGCUUCGUGAUUUGCCCAAUCCACUCAUGACCUUUGAACUCUAUGAGGAAUUUCUUCGAGCUAUGGGCCUUCAGGAGAGGAAAGAGACAAUCCGUGGUGUAUACUCUGUGAUUGACCAGCUCUCCCGAACUCAUCUCAAUACACUGGAACGCCUCAUCUUUCAUCUAGUCAGGAUUGCUCUACAGGAAGACACUAAUCGAAUGUCUGCUAAUGCUUUGGCCAUUGUGUUUGCACCCUGCAUUCUCCGCUGCCCUGACACCAUCGACCCACUACAAAGUGUACAGGACAUCAGUAAGACCACCACCUGUGUGGAGCUGAUUGUUGUGGAACAAAUGAAUAAAUAUAAGGCUCGUCUCAAAGACAUCAGUAGCCUGGAAUUUGCUGAGAAUAAGGCAAAGACCCGGCUAUCACUGAUUCGUAGAUCAAUGGGCAAGGGGCGUCUUCGUCGAGGAAACUAUCCCUGCCCAUCCUCUCCUGUUGUAGUUCGGUUGCCCUCCAUAUCUGAUGUCCCAGAAGAGACCUUGACUACUGAGGCAGCGUUGGAAACUGACAUCACGGAACAGCAGCAGGCAGCUAUGCAGCAGGAGGAGAGAGUCCUGACUGAGCAGAUUGAGAACCUGCAGAAAGAGAAGGAGGAGCUAACUUUUGAGAUGCUUGUCCUGGAGCCCCGUGCCUCUGAUGAGGAAACCCUUGAGUCUGAGGCCUCCAUAGGGACUGCUGAUAGCUCCGAAAACUUGAAUGUUGAGUCCGAAGGUGCCAUCUCUGAGAAAUCAGAGAGAAGCUUAGCUCUUAUCUCCCUGAAGGCAGCUGGCAAGUCUGAACCUUCAAGCAAGUUGCGGAAGCAGCUGAGAAAGCAGCAGGACUCACUGGAUUCAGUGGACUCUUCAGUCUCUUCUUUAUGUUCAUCUAGCACUGCGUCUUCUCAUGGGACCAGAAGACGAUUUCAGAUUUAUUCCAAAUCUCCAUUCUACCGAGCUUCCUCAGCUGGUGAGGCCCUAGGAGUGGAAGGGCCAUUGGGCCAGACCAAAUCCCUAGAAGACAAGCCUCAAUUCAUCAGCAGAGGAACCUUCAACCCUGAAAAGGGCAAACAAAAAUUAAAGAAUGUGAAAAACUCACCUCAGAAAACCAAAGAGACCCCAGAGGGGACAGUUGUGUCUGGCCGCAAGAAAACUGUGGACCCAGACUGCAGCUCUACCCAACAGCUAGCUCUCUUUGGAAAUAAUGAGUUUAUGGUCUGAACUGGCGGAUGUGUGUCCCUUCAUGGCUACAGAGUGGUAAACACAUCUCAUCUUUGGGGCCUCAUCACCUGGUCCACAAUAUCUAUCCUAGUUGUGGUCCUGCCUCUUGCCCAAGCAUACAACCAAGACCUUGUGUGCUGAAUUCCUGGGCCUCCUGCCGAAGCGAAAAGGCCUCUUUGAAGCCUGCUAGGGAUGGUGCCAGCUGUGCCUUGGCUGCUGUAUCUGACUAGAGAUUUCACUAAACAAAGCACCCAGGGCCUGGGGAUUGGGUCAGUUAUGGAGGUCUUUGUAGUUGCCUCUCCUCCCUCCUCUUUUCCCUUCCCAGAGGUGAGUGUGGAACGAGGGGGACAUUGUGGGCCGGGGGGGACCCACUAAUUUCUGACAUUUGAAGAAAACAUAUAAAUCUUUCUUAACCAUGAAAGCAAAAUCCUUUGGGUUUAUUUUGGGAUAGUUAGGAGCUGGGGUAGAAUAUAAUUUUUUUCCAAGGAUUUAUAAACAAAAAGCCUAAAAUAAGCCCUCUAUUUUAAGAUUUUUGAGAAACACUCCAUGUUAUAUUCUGGGUAAAGUAAAAAAGCAGUUGUCUCCAUUAAGCCAUCAGAGCAUGUCUCGGACAUCUGUGGUUACACAAUGAAGAAGAACAUACUUUUUUUUUUUUUUGAUGAUGUUUGAUGUCUUAAUAAUCAAUACUGGUUUAACUCCUGGUUAGUUCCUGCCAAAUAUAUUGCAUGGGCCGAAGUUUCAGUAGCCAUACUGUUCUUAUAUCCCCUGAUCCUAGGAUCAGGUUCCUCUAAUAUUUUUUAAAUGUCCCAGAGACAUGGUGAUCCCUAAACGUGAGGGUUUCAUCCUAAUCCAUCCAGGCUUUUCUCUUUGUAUAGAUUAAACUGAAGAUCAUAUAUGAACCUAUUUAUCUGCUGGUGGAUUUACACCACGAGCUCAGACAAAUAAUGUGACCAUUUAAUCACUUUUCCCCAAACAUUCACACACAGCACUGCAUGAAUAAGUGUUACAGAAAGCUGCCAAAAAGUAAAAGAGAAAAGGUUUUAAUAUGACCCGUUUAACUUUUAUCUUCUUUUCCUCAGACCAUCAGUAUUAAACAGAUGAAAAAUAAAAUCAAGGACUACUUGAAGCUAUUUUUGUUAAUAUUCUGGUUACUGAAGUUUACUGUAAAUAUAUAUAUGUAUAGUAUGCAUAUUUCUUUUUAACUUUAUGCUUCCUUCCUCCCCAUGGAAUUUCUUCCCACAGAUUAGGGGCCAUUGGAUGUGGUGGUGAGACGCCAUUCAUCCCUGGGUUGAGGGAAAAGUCAGACCAUUUUUCUCACCACUGGGUGUCUCCAUAUACCUGAGUUAUAAAAGCAUUUUAAGCUUCUUAGCAUUUGUGGGAUUAGAAAUCUGUUUUUGCUAUUUAUAAUAUAUGGAAAAUGAAACGUGAUACCCUUUCUUGAGAUAAGUAUGUGAAAAUGUUUUUAAGUUACUAAAUGCAUCUUGUCUAACUACACAUGCACUGUUCUAAAAAAAGAGCCUUUACUGUCUGUAACCUGAAUUUUGGUUAUUCUUCCUUUUCAUACUUCUUUGAUGUGAAGUUAUGGAACUGUUAAGACUUUUGUUAAGGCAGAGUCUCUCCUGUUACACAACACUGAACCUCACGCCACUGCCUCCGAGGUUAGUGUCGAGCCCCAGAGGCCAGAUGUGGAACAUCAUUCUGAGUGGCAGCUACAGGCAGCAGGAGGCUUACCUCUCCCUGGUUUGGGUUCAGAAAUGACCUCGGGAAAGGAAUCCUUUUAAAUCUCCAGAAUGGUGAUGGUUAGUUAAGUAAAUGUUAGAUUUUAUAUCCCGCAAACAUCUGCCACCUUGUUCAUGCUGUCCUGAGGAGUAAUAAAGGUAAAGCCUUUAAAAAUCUGAAUUUCAUAGAGUCUCCCAGAGUCAACCCCAACCCCUCAGCGUGGUUGUGUCAGCGUGGGUGCCCCAGUGGCCAUGCCAGGCGUAGUCUGUCCCGUUUUUCUCGGGAGGGUGGCUCUCAGCUGGCGUUGACGACCGCUCUCCGCUUGCUCCAGAACCUUGGUUGAAUAUCAUACAAAAAAAGAGAUUACCCUGUUGAAUAGUUUUCUCUGGCCCAGAGGAAUGGCCUGGGAAACCCAUCUUGGCACAUGGUCUGCCCUCUAAAUCUUUGUGCAGUUUUUGUUUUGUUGCUGUUGUUUUGCAAAAUAAGUUUUUGGCAGUUAAAAAAAACUACUCAUAUAGGUCACUUUAUAGGAACCAGGCGAUGGAUGUUAAGAGACUUUAUAAUUUUUCUCAGGGACCUAAAACCUGAAUUUGGAUAAAAUUAAAUAAAUAUUUGUUUUCCAGUUGCUAGAUUUGUGGAUUUCUAGUCAUUUAACAAUCUGCCAGAAUGGAGGGUGGGGAAAGGGAGAUGCAGGGAAUUGUAAGAAUGGAGAGCAAAUGUGGGACCCUCCCUCUGAAGGAAAGCAAGCUGUUGUUCUCAUAGGAUAACAGGCAUUGUUGGUCUGGGAAAGAGAUGAAGCCAUGACUCUUCAAAACUGUCAGAACCAAGCGCUGCAUCUCCUUCCCUCUGAUCUUGACUGGUCCUCCCUGUGGUUAGUUAUGUUACCACAGGGUGAUGCUGUAUCACAAUCACUUAUGAUGAAGAUAUUUAACCUUAAUAUGUGUCAAAUUUGUGUUUUCUGUUGCUUCUCCUUUGCUCAUUUUCUUUGAUGUCAGAUGCCUCAAAGGAAAUCCGUGUGUGGCAGCUGCGGGGGGGGGGCGGGGGCAGGGCGGGGGCAGCCCCUCAUUUGGAGCCCGUAUUCUAAAAUGCAGAGCAUUCUUUUCUAAUCACACAUUCCCAGCCCCAAACACAGCCUGGAUGUUUAAUUCUCCCUGUUAAAGUCAACAUAUCUCUUAUCAUGGAGAUGUAAUGGAAGCAGAGAAAUAUAAUUUUAGGGUCACAUUGUGUAUCACAAAGUGCAGCAAAUACAGGAAGGAUUCAAGAAGGUGGCCCACUGAGUUUGUAAUGCACUUUGUACUUCCUGCCGUUUUAAUUAUUUUGCCACUCUGGGCUUCUGAAAACACAAAGGAGAUACAGCUCAGGACGAGCCUUGCAGAGACAGAGGGACCUGAGGUCAGGGGAUGGGAUCCAAGAGCCCCACCUUCUCAUGUUUUAGAAACCAGCUCCAGCUCUUACCUUGCUGGGGGGUGAGUGGAGGCUUCUGUCUUCCAUCAGAACAAUAGAGUUGUUUUCACUGUCAAAGACAGAGGGUCCCAGAAGCAUGCUGGAACGAGGAGGUUCCUGCAGGCCCACUUCAGUGCCUGUGGGCCAUGGUUUUUUAACUAUAACUAAUGAAUGUGUACCUUUCACAAGCACUUUGGUGAACUAGAGAGAAGAAAGUACUCUCAAGAUGUGUUCAAAGCUAAGAGAGGUUUAAGAAGAAACAAACAGCUUUCCUCAUCCUCUUCUCUCCCCUUUUCCCCUCCUUUGUGGGGAGCUGGACAGCAUCAUUCUGUGUUGACAGAUGUGUUUGUCUACCCAUAAUUUUGUGACAGUUGGCACUGUACCCCAAUGCCAUGCUAGGCUUGGUAUUUGUGGGAGUCCGCUGUCUUUCUGUGCCCCUAAAAUACUGUUAACCACUUUUCUCUGGAACCACUCCCACAUUUGAUUUGGUGGUAAAGGGCAAAACAAUGAUUGUGGAGGUGGAUCUAUUAGGUCUUGGUUGAAACUGUUUUCAAAAAAGCCCCACCAAGCGGUCUAUCACCCUUGCUCUCCAUCCAUAACUAAUGGCUAUUCAUCAGCCCUCGUAGGUCAUGUCAAAGUUGCACCUUUUGAACCAAGUAAUUGUAUUUACUAAGGGAAAGGUGUGGACUACAGAUUAGUAUUAUAUUAUUUUAAUGGAUUUAAAGUAAUUUAUAAGUAUGCCGAGUGUAAAUUUAUAGACUAUGUAUUGUAAAAGGACAUAUCCUGUGAAACAUAAUAUCAUUUUACUGUUUAACAGAAUAAUUCUAUAUGAAGAAUGAUUUGUCUCACCCCCAGAACUGGUUACAUUCCUGAUGCAAUCAAUCAACAGGCACUUUGUAAUUUCUUUUUUUUUUAAUUUUUUUUAUUUUUAUUUUUUUUUUGGCAGAGGGGCGGGGGACAUCAUUUGUGUAAAGUGCAGUUUGUGUCGCUCAAAAUAUGCACUGUAUGGCUACACAAGAGCAGCUUGAUGAACAGGUCACUCCAUGGCUCAUUAAAGAACAAAGCUUCCA
Molecule: messenger RNA, 14211 nt
Organism: Hippopotamus amphibius kiboko
Lineage: Eukaryota; Metazoa; Chordata; Mammalia; Artiodactyla; Hippopotamidae
Gene: MYO9A
Product: myosin IXA
Exons: 38
Coding region: 3257-9979 (2240 amino acids)
Biological process (GO): positive regulation of GTPase activity; intracellular signal transduction
Cellular component (GO): myosin complex
Molecular function (GO): ATP binding; protein binding; GTPase activator activity
Source: RefSeq, a predicted model, not a curated record